AUGUUGAGUUUACGAGUACGCGAAAAACAACCUUCCUUUUCUUUUUCGAAAGUAGUAUUUGGAAAUUUUGAAGAUGAAAGAUGCACUCAAUUCCGAAUAGAAUCAGAAAUACUUAACGUGUGGAUUAAUCAGUUCAUGAAAGGCCGAGUGUUCAUCAAGGAAUCCAAUGAUUUGGAAUGCUAUGUGGAUUUGAUUGAUGAUUAUGGAUAUAAAUUUUGGAUGGACAUCAAACGACAAAAUAUUAAGCAAAUCGUUUAUUACGAGUGCAUGUCUUGCGUCAUUAUAGAGAUGAAAACAGUUCCUUACAUCUUUAGACAGAAAGUAGUGAGGAGUCGAUGGUCUCAAGAACCCAAAACACGAAUUGCCGCUCCAGACGAUUCUGAUCUCGAUGAAUCCUCAUAUGCUCAAUGGGUUCGACAGUGGGAAUGGUCUCGAUGCAUCAUGUUGAGAAAUAUUUCAAAUUGGAGUGAUGUUGAAAGACAGUUAAAAACAAAUCAUCGAUGUAUCGUUCAUUCACAAUCGACGAGCAUUGAGACAAGUCGUAUUGAGAGACCUGUGUUUGAGAUUAGUUUCUGUGAAAUUCCCUUUAACACACAAUAUCUUUUGCUUUGCUUGAACACAAAAAUUCCAGGUCUAUUGUUGUCUAUUUCCAGGAUCAUCCAAAUUAGGAAUCUUAUUGUGAAAUAUAUUAAUCAAGACUAUGCAUUCGAAUGGAUUGAUCAAGCUUUGAAAGAUCUCUUGGAUUAUAACGACUUUUAUCCAGUUGAUUUUAUUCAACUAUUUGAAAAGGCAAUUCAGAAACGAAAGCAUUCAGUCGACACAUCCUUUCUCGAAAAGGAAAGAAACGUAUUCCAAAUUCGAAGGAUCAUGAUCACACCCACAGGAAUUCGAUUUUUCGACAAGACAAUAGAAGGAGGAAAUCGAGUACUUCGAAAAUAUAACUCUCAUGAAUUGGAUCAUUUUGUGAGAGUCACCUUUUGUGACGAAGAUUUACGAACAUUGAGUGCAGAAAAGUUCACUCAUUUGCAUCCCAGAUUGAAAUCCAUCAUGUCUGAAGGUUUUAUGGUUGCGAGCAGACGUUAUGUAGCUCUUGCUUAUUCCAAUAGUCAACUUCGAGCACAUAGUUGCUGGUUUCUCAAUCCCACCAACAACACAUUAACCGUUCACAACAUUCUUGAAAGUUUGGGAGAUUUUUCCUCCAUUCCAACCAUUGCCAAAUACGCCUCAAGAAUUGGUCUUUGCUUUUCUCACACCUAUGAAGGCAUUUCCAAAGAUUAUGAUGUUGAAGAAGGAGUGAUACGAGGAAAAUGGGAUUUCACAGAUGGUGCUGGAAGACAUUCUCUAAAAUUUGCACAUGAACUUGCAGAAAAGCUCUCUAUUAGCUUUGGAGGUAAACCUUAUGUUCCAUCGGCUUUUCAAUUUCGAAUGGGAGGAGCGAAAGGGGUGACCGUACUCGAUUCGCACUUGGAUGAAUUCACAUCGAAGGAUUUGCUUCUCACGAAAAGUCAAAUUAAAUUUGAAACAAAAGAAGAAGAGACACAUUUUGAGAUGAUUACCUAUUCCAAACGAUUACGAGUGGCUUUGAAUCGACAAGUGAUUGCCUUAUUAUCUACCAAUGGUGUCAAGGAUGAAACAUUUCUCAAACUUCUCUCAAAGGAACUUGAUGAUGUACGUGACGCAGUUCAAGACAAGACUAAAAUGAUGCGAUUAGUGAGAAAAAUUCAAGAGAAUCCAAUCGGAAGUAAUGUUCAACGAUUAUUGAAAUUGAAAUCAUUGGACACAAAGAUGAAAGAACAUGUGAAACAUUUUGAAAAGGACAAACAUCAUUCAUUUCAAUACUUUUUCCAGAUUGAUCCAUUCUAUUGUUCAAUUGUCAAUGCCAUGCUAAAGCUCAAAUUAAGCGAUUUGAAACAUGCAAGAAUUCCUGUGGAUAAGGGUGCAUUGUUGAUGGGUCUUCCAGAUUUUGCUGGAGUUCUUGAAGAAGAUGAAGUAUUUAUUCAACUGUCAGCACUCGAACAAGAUGAAUUGUAUGGAGAAGGUUCAUUGGCACAAGGAGGAAUUGUAUCUGGACUUGUAUGUGUCACGAGAAAUCCAUGUCUUCAUCCAGGUGAUAUUCGCAAGCUGAAAGCCAUUAAGGAUCCGAACAAAAUUCGUCACUUGUCACAUUUGAAGGAUGUCAUUGUUUUUAGUCAAAAAGGAGAGCAACCACAAGCCAGCAAAAUGUCAGGAGGUGAUUACGAUGGAGAUUUAUUUAUGGUUUUAUGGGAUUCGCAAUUACUGCAAUUUGAGGAAUAUCCUCCAAUGGAUCAUGUACCAUUGACACCAAAAACGAAACCUGGAGGAUGUAAUUUCAGUGACAUUGGCCAGUUCUUAACAGAGUAUGUGGUGAAUGAUAAUCUUGGCGUUGUUGCUUUUCUUCACUUGGAGCAUUAUGACCAAUCUCCAGAAGGUGCCAAAUGUCAAAAGUGUCUGGCAUUAGCAGAACACCAUAGCCAUCAAGUGGAUUAUGCCAAAACAGGUGAACGAAAGGCACUACCAGCUGACUUGUUAUCCAAUAAGAGACCUCACUACAUGCCACCAGCAUUUGCAAAAGAAAAGUAUAAAUCCACAAAGGUUCUUGGGAAAAUAUAUGACGAAGUGGAGCAUGUGGAAAAACAAGUGAAAAAACUUGAAAAAUUGAGACCAAAAGAAAUAUCAGAACAUGCAUGUCCCACACUUUCAUCAAAGUUGUGUCCUUAUUUUGAGAUUUUAGACAAGAUUAUUGUCGAGUACAAGCCAUUGAAGCAAUUGUUUAAUUAUUCCAAAGAUGUCAUUGAGGAUGAACACAUGGUGGACGAAGAUAUUCACAAAUGCUUUGAACAGAUACUUGUUCUCUAUGAAGAGUACAAGAAAGACCUCAAAAAACUUCUUCAUGAUUACGAGGUGGAUUCAGAGGCGAUCUUACUUUCUGGCUUUUUUGAUGCUCGUCGAUUGGAAACCAAAUGUGGAAAAAGCUACUUCAAGCUCAAAAUGGAAAUUAAUAGGCUCACUGAAACAUUUACCAAGUACUUUCGCGAAAAGAGUGAAAAAUUGAUUAGUGAACACGAGUCUGAGCAACUCUCUAAACAAGACAUUGCCACCAUGUUUUACAUUGCAGUUCGAAAUGACAACAAAAUGCACAUGAAAAUCAAGAAAAUGUUUGGCUAUUCGUUUUAUUAUCUAGUUAUUGAUAUGAUUAUAGAGAAAAAUUAA
Naegleria fowleri is the source of this 3231-nucleotide messenger RNA. RefSeq lists its product as uncharacterized. Gene Ontology annotation, cellular component: nuclear RNA-directed RNA polymerase complex. The record is from RefSeq and is a predicted model, not a curated record. Lineage: Eukaryota; Heterolobosea; Eutetramitea; Acrasida; Naegleriidae. The transcript is spliced from 4 exons. The coding region runs from base 1 to 3231 and encodes 1076 amino acids. Gene Ontology annotation, biological process: siRNA processing. Gene Ontology annotation, molecular function: RNA-directed RNA polymerase activity.